This is a messenger RNA of Symbiodinium necroappetens, 528 nucleotides long. Lineage: Eukaryota; Dinophyceae; Suessiales; Symbiodiniaceae. The record is from the annotation of a GenBank genome assembly.
AUGCACACGAAGCGUGGAUGCAGCUUGAGCGAUGAGCGAUUGGGUGCGGACGUGAUGUCCAUCGGAAGGUUGGUCGGUUUCGUUGACAGGGACAAGUUGCACAAGGCUUUCAAGGUCAUCAUGGACUACCUGGCGGUCAUCGUCAACAGCGACAACACACGGCUGAGCCAACUACGGAAUGCCUACUACAAGGUACAAUCUGAUGUCGUUGCUGAGGUGAUGGCGAACUACUAUAGCUGGGAGAAGUUCGCCCGGAAUGUGUGCGGCAAUGUUGAAGAUGACGAUAUGCAGGUCGUCCUCAUGAACCUAGGCCGUCUGGUUGAUCUCAGCGACCAGAAUUUCUACCCGAGCUUGAUGGAAGUUCCCCGCAUGGUCAACGAUGCUCUUUCGAAGACACGGCCAGAAUCCCAAGCGCAGUUGCCAGGCGGCACGACCCCCAACAUUCCAAAGAUGACAGCUGAUGCCACGGCCCUCCAGUCGUGCCGAACUUGGACGUGUUCUUGCCGACUUCGUGGACCCCGUGCAUGA